Molecule: messenger RNA, 4841 nt
Organism: Myxocyprinus asiaticus (Chinese sucker)
Lineage: Eukaryota; Metazoa; Chordata; Actinopteri; Cypriniformes; Catostomidae
Product: transmembrane protein 178A-like
Exons: 4
Coding region: 549-1454 (301 amino acids)
Biological process (GO): negative regulation of osteoclast differentiation; regulation of cytosolic calcium ion concentration
Cellular component (GO): endoplasmic reticulum membrane
Source: RefSeq, a predicted model, not a curated record
AAACACUACCAUUUUUAAAUACCUUGUUCAUAUCUUGUUUUAUGAUAGUAAAACGUACUGAAAAGGGUUUUCUUUUAAUAGCAUUCUGCAGUAAGUUCUUGAGUUUGAUUUUUCCCUUUGCAUAAGGUCUGAUCUUCUGCUGCAUUGAUGUUUGGCUGGUCCAACUUUCGUCAUCAUCAUCAUCAUCAUCAUCAUCAUCAUCAUCACAGUUGAGUCGCGCGCCUCGCCCGUCUCCUUGACACACCCUUUGCUAUUGUUGGCACAGUACGCUAGCGCGUGACAGCCUUGACGUUACCACACGAGCGUUCAGCUGCACGGUAAAAACCUUUCUCACCGAGGAUGAGAGUAAAAGGGAAAGAAGAACGGAAGAUGCACAAACGCUGAAUAGAGUGCAGGUAAACACGCUCGCGCGCACGCCCACAUACACUCCGCGCAUCCAGACCGCUGUGGAUAAAUGACAGAUCGCUGUGCAAAAGAAGCGAGGAAGCCGAGGAGAGUAUGCUGCAUGUGAGAAACGCCCGCUGUUGAGUUGCGCGGAUGUUGCAAACAUGGAGAAACGGGCUCUCGUAACGGCGAUCAGUUUGUCCAUGAGCCUGCUCGCGCUCAUGCUGCUGGUCACUGCGAUCUUUACCGACCACUGGUACGAAACCGACACCAGGAGACACAAGGAGAACUGCGACAGGUACGGCUCCGAGUCCAACGACCAGAAGAACAGGGAGAUGCCCAUCUAUCACCUGCCUCUGGUGGACGGGGGCAAUUCCAAGCGCAACCUGGCUCUCAUGAAGCCCAUCCAUGUAGGGAGUCGCGAGGAGGAACUGCUGGAGAACUGGAGGGCCAUUUUGGGCAUGGGCAUUCUGGAGACGGAGUGCGGGCGCCCGCUCUUCUCCACCUUCUCUGGACUUUGGAGGAAAUGCUACUUCCAGGGCAUGGACAGUGAUAUUGACAAACUCAUUUCGAAGGGUAUUGCAGAACGAUGCACAUCUGUCAAGUACCAUUUCUCCCAACCCAUAAGACUCAGGAACAUCCCUCUCAACCUGACAAGGACCAUACAGCAGGACGAGUGGCACCUCUUACAUCUGCGACGCAUCACAGCGGGUUUCUUGGGCAUGGCUGCUGCCGUAAUGCUGUGUGGAAGUAUUGUGGCCGCCGUGGGGUUUUUCUGGGAGGAGAGCCUCACCCAGCAUGUGUCUGGACUCCUGUUCCUUAUGGCAGGAAUCUUUUGCACAAUCUCACUGUGCACCUACGCAGCGAGCGUCUCCUACGACCUCUCCAGGAACCCUCCGUUUAUUUAUGGUUUGCCUAGUGACGUGGACCACGGUUACGGAUGGUCCAUCUUCUGUGCAUGGGUCAGUCUGGGCCUAACAGUGGCAUCCGGUUGUGUCUGCACAACUUGCCCCUUCCUGAGCUGCACAAAGGCCCUUCGCUCCAAAACGGCAAGGGAGUCAUCUGUAUGAGCGCCCCCUAGUGGCCUGGAGGACACGUUAAUCAGCACUUGGCGCUUUAGUAAAUGGAUUGAAGUGUACACUUUUUUUUGAGGACUGUUUCAGUGAGACAUGGGACUUCAUGCCUUGGAGCAAUGUUGAAUGUCUUGUAGAUUUCGGACACCUUUGUAGAGGUUUUCUGGAAUAUGUUAAUGUUAUACAGAAUGAAAGACAAGGCAGUUGUAUUACUGGGUGUUUUCUACACAGAAACAUCACUUGCUUACAAAUCGCACUCAUGAACAUACACACGCACACACAUGACACACAAAUAUACAGUUUGAUUUGAAAUGGAUAUGUGUAUGUUUGUGGGUUGUUGCCUAUGUUGUGAUGCAAUCAUUCAAUCAUUCAUUUCUUCGCACAAAGGAUCUGAGCCAAACAAAAGUAUGCAAAACAUCUGAAAUUCAAAUGUUCUGCUCCCAUCAUUGUCAGUAUUAUUAUUAGUAGUAGUAGUAGUAUUUUAACCCUGUAUUGUACGCAUUAUGUUCUAACGUUGGAUAAUUUUUUACCAUUUGAUUUUCUGACAUAAAAUAGUUCUAAUAACUGGAGGAAAGUUCCCAUAUGCCAGUUCUGUACGACAAUGGAAAAUGGUUUUAAAAAUGAUACAUUUCUCAUAAUUUCUUUAAUGAAUGAAUGAAUUUACACACUUUGAUCUCCUCCAAAUUAAAAUUGAGUGAAUUAUUAUCAUGCAUUCUUCAAUAUUGUCGAUUAUUCACUAAAGCCUAGCACAUCCUUACUGUUUACAGUAUAUCAUGAUUGUGUUAUUCAUGAAUAAAUGCAAUUAUAUUGUGAUAAACAUUUCCCAAUAAAUUAAUAAAUGCAAUAAUGUAAUAGAUGCCACUAUUUAUAAAAAUUCCCAAUGAAAAAUUUGUGAAAUUCCAUUGUAGUACAGAGUUGCCAGAUGGCAACACAGCAAUUUUCCCUUUGUAGUACAACUCACAUUAUAAAAGAUAUGUUAGAUAAAGAUCAUCAGUUAACAACAACAUCUAAUUAACUUAUCAGAGAUGCCAAAAAAACCAUGCAGCAGGUGUCUCCCCCGUAAGGGACAAAAUCAAAGGUCAUGUGGCUUAAAAACAGCACAUUAUUACCAGGGUUGGGGAGUAAUGGAAUACAUGUAUAUAUGGGAUUACAUAUUAAAAUACUAAAUAUUAGUAACUGUUUUCCACUACAGUUACAACUGAAAUCGUUGGUAAUCACAAUACAGUUACAUUGAAAAAGUACUGAAGAGAUUACUUUGCCUUUUAUUAUAAUUUGUUUCUUUUAAUAUUUAGUCUAUUCAGUUGGAAAACAUUUAUCCAUAUUAAUUAUCCAUAUUAAUGAUGCAAUCUGAGGAGCGUUUGAACAGCGGUGAAACACUUUCUUAUGAUUUCAUUCAUACGAGCGCUUUCACACCGUUGUGAGUGAAAAGGUGGAUAUGAUGUCAUUGAGGAACGUUCCCUUAGGAGCUUAAUAGAGGAGCUACAUCGUGUUUCUACAGAUUAACGCUUUGACAGAUGAAACAUAAAUCCAAUAAAUACACGAUUACAUGUCUUGCCAAUGUUAUUUAUGCGGUUAGGGUAUUUUUACAAGAAAUGCUAACCAAUGUAGCCUUUAACAUCGUAUAGAAAACUACAAAUAAUAUAUUUUCUGCCUCGUUCUAUGAACUGAAUCCACAUACGAUCAGAAAAGGAGGUUGUUGUGAACACUCAGUGGGGUUUUGAAGUAAGUUUGGAGCAGCAGAAGUAGUUGAUCUUGUGUAAAAUGUCAUGUGAACAUUUAGCUUUAUGCUAAGCUAAAAUGCUAUUUCUUUUACAUGCAUCUGUUGCCAGGCGUGAACAUACUGUAACUUUUUUCUCUAUUAAGACCUUUGAUAUUAGGGCAAAGAUGAACUACAAAAGUUUUAUUCUCAAUGAGAAUUUAAAGUGAAAAAAAAAUCAACCAGUGCUGAAGAAGUAAUCCAAAGUAUUUAGAUUACGUUACUGACCUUGAGUAAUCUACAGCAUUCAUUCUGUAAUCUGUAGCGGAAUACUUUUUAAAAGUAACCCUCCCAACCCUGAUUAUUGGUAACUUUAAAGACUGUUCUUUCAUUUCCAACAAUGCAUUAUGUUGUAACCCUUUCUGAAAGGUGAGAAAGUAAAAGAAAAUAAAUUGUUGCCAUAUGGCUACGCCGUACCAUACAGGGUUAAGUGGAGGUCCACAGUUCAACCUUAUGGGCUGUAACCACUUAAAGGAAUAUUCCGGGUUUAAUACAAGUUAAGCUCAAUCAACAGCAUUUGUAACAUAAUGUUGAUUAUCACAAAAAUGAAUUUCGACUUGCUUUUAAAAAAAGCAAAAAUCUGGGCUGCAGUGAGACACUUACAGUGGAAGUCAAUGGGGCCAAUCCAUAAAUGUUUUAAAAGAAAAACCACAAGACGUAAACAAAAAUGCAUGAUUUUAGUGUAAUAAAAUCGCUUACUAUUUUUUUCCGUGUAUAGUUAUUUCCAAUUUCACAACUUCGUUGCCAUGAUGACGUAUUGCUAUAAACCCUAAAAUGACUGUAAAAACAAUUGUAAGUGCUUUUAUACAUUUAUAAGUGUCACAUUCCUGCCUUUAAACCCUCAAAAAAAUGGCCCCAUUGACUUCUAUUGUAAGUGCCUCACUGUAACCUCGAUUUUAGCUUUUUUUUUAAAGGCAGGACAAAUCUAAAUACUUUUUGUGGUAAUUUUUAAUGAUUGUGGGUUUAUCAAUAUUCACUUUAUUCAGUCAACAUUUGGUUCCCUACAGUCUUGAAUAUUUACAUCCUUGGCCUUAUGUUUUGGUUCUCAUAUCAAGCAUCUUCCAUGUGCAAACGGAUACGACUAACCAUCGGCCUAAGUGCUGAUGUUUCGAAUUAAAACAUCAAAAAGCUAAAGAAUUAAAUUAGGGAUGAACAGAACGCUCCAUUUCAACAAUGUCAAAAUGUAUAAAAGCAUAACUGCAUAUAGAUCACCUUUAAGUAACAGCUGGUGGCCAGUAUUCAGAAAGAUUGAAAAAUCAAAGAGACACGUAGACGUGGAUAUGCAAACUUCUGAUUGGAUGACAUGGCUCUGAAGAUCCAAAACAUGGGAUGUCACUAAAAUGGCUACAUGCUCAGAGUGGAUGCUCUUGAAUCUACCAGCCUCACUCAUCAUUGUGGAGAAUAUUCCACGGGCCUCCUCGUCCUUCUACAAUCCCUUCGGAAGGACCUGAGCUGAUAUUAAAAUGGCUAGAGGACUGUAUUAACUGCUGGAUAUCAUUUUCCAAACUGAGCCAAAACAGUAACAUACUGUAUCCCUGAAACUGUACUGAUUGCCUGAAAACCUCUCUUGUGUUCCUGAAAGUGUAUCAUAAAUACAUUAUAAUGAUGAAAUAAAGGUCUAUGAUGAA